CGAUUUGCACAGACCAUGAUUUAUGCAGUAGAAGAAAUAAACAAAAGUGACUUUCUUCUUCCCAAUGUUUCUAUCGGAUACCGUAUUUAUGACAAUUGUGGCUCAACGUUAUCCUCGAUGCGUGCAGUGAUGGCCCUGAUGAAUGGCGAUGAGUGGACUGCAGGAAAGAGCUGCUCUGGUCAAUCAGCUGUUCAUGCCAUUAUCGGGGAGUCUGAAACGUCUUCAUCCAUUGUUCUGACACGCACUACAGGACCAUUCAGAAUACCAGUGAUAAGUCAUUCAGCUACUUGUGAGUGUUUGAGCAACAGGAAGGAAUAUCCCUCUUUCUUUCGAACCGUUGCCAGUGAUCUCUACCAGAGCCAAGCCCUCGCCCAGCUGUUAAAACACUUUGGCUGGACCUGGGUUGGUGCAGUGCACAGUGACAGUGACUAUGGUAACAACGGCAUGGCUAUUUUCCUUGCUGCAGCUCAAGUGGAAGGUGUGUGUGUGGAGUAUACAGAGAAAUUUCACAGAGCUGAACCAGGAAAACUGAAGAAAGUGAUAGAUGUGAUCCGCAAGAGCACUGCUCGGGUCAUUGUGGCUUUCCUGGCCCAUGUAGAGAUGAACAUUUUUCUAGAGUAUUUUAGUCUGCACAACAUCACAGGCCUGCAGUUCAUCGGUGUGGAGGCCUGGUCCACUGCUGACAGCCUUGUGACUCCUACCAGCUUUAGUGUGCUGGGAGGUUCACUGGGGUUUGCUGUGCAAAAGGCCAAUAUCAGUGGCCUGGAUGAUUUCUUAAUCAGAGAUUUCUGGGAGAGAGAGUUUAAGUGUGAUGAGAGAAAUGACAGCAUGACAGAAACAGCUUCAUGCAAAGAAAACCAUGAUCUACUUGAUCUGAAAAAUUAUGAUGAUGAUGUGACAGAAAUGAGAUUCUCCAGUAAUGUCUACAAAGCCAUCUAUGCUGUAGCUUACUCUGUGCACAGCAUACUGAAGUGCUCAAGCAGUCAGGGAUGUGACAAGACUGUGAAGGUUACACCCUGGCAGGUUUUAGAGUCUCUAAAGACAGUGAACUUCACGAUUAAGAAUGGGGACCAGGUGUGGUUUGACAGCACCGGAGGAGUUGUGGCCCGGUAUGAUGUGGUGAACUGGCAGCGUGGAUCAGACGGGACUGUCCACUUCAAACCUGUGGGCUACUACGAUGCUUCCCUGCCUCCAGGACAGAAGUUUGUCCUUGAGACUGAGGACAUAAUUUGGUCUGGAGGAAAGACAGAGUUGCCUGUGUCAGUGUGCAGUGAGAGCUGUCGUCCAGGAACCCGUAAAGUGCUUCAGAAAGGAAAGCCUGUCUGCUGCUAUGACUGUAUACCAUGUGCAGAGGGAGAAAUCAGCAACAGCACAGAUUCUAAUGGAUGCAAAAAGUGUCCUGAAGAGUAUUGGUCCAAUCAAAACAGAGAUGCAUGUGUUCUGAAAAAUGUGGAGUUCCUCUCCUUCACAGAGGUUAUGGGUAAAAUAUUUGUAUUUUUCACUUUGUUUGGUUUACUGCUUACCUUAAUUGUGGCCACUCUAUUCUUGAUCAAUAAGGACACUCCCUUGGUAAAGGCCAACAACUCUGAGCUGAGCUUCCUGCUGCUCUUCUCCUUGACUCUGUGUUUCCUGUGCUCUCUGACCUUCAUCGGCCGGCCCUCUGAGUGGUCCUGCAUGCUGAGACACACAGCAUUCGGCAUCACCUUUGUCCUGUGUCUCUCUUGUGUUCUGGGGAAAACUAUAGUGGUGUUAAUGGCCUUCAGGGCCACACUCCCAGGCAGUAAUGUGAUGAAAUGGUUUGGACCUGCACAGCAGAGACUCAGUGUUCUGGCUUUCACUCUCAUACAGGUUUUGAUUUGUAUACUUUGGCUGACAAUCAACCCUCCUUUUCCCUCCAAAAAUAUGAACCACUACAAAGAGAAGAUCAUACUUGAGUGUGCCUUAGGCUCAGCUGUAGGCUUCUGGGCUGUGUUAGGAUACAUAGGGCUCCUGGCUGCCCUGUGUUUCAUCCUUGCUUUUUUGGCUCGAAAGCUGCCUGAUAAUUUCAAUGAAGCCAAAUUUAUCACCUUCAGCAUGUUGAUAUUCUGUGCAGUGUGGAUCACCUUUAUCCCAGCUUAUGUCAGCUCUCCUGGGAAGUUCACUGUGGCUGUGGAGAUAUUUGCUAUCUUAGCCUCCAGUUAUGGGCUACUUUUCUGUAUAUUUGCUCCAAAAUGCUUUAUUAUUGUUUUCAAACCUGAACUGAACACAAAGAAACAUCUGAUGGGGAAAACAUGAUCAUGAUGAACACGAUUAAAUCUAGAUAUCAGAGUGAAGGAAGGGACAGUAUAUCAUUUCACAGCUUGUAGCUUGGCCUAACUUUUGAUGUGACC
Toxotes jaculatrix (banded archerfish) is the source of this 2369-nucleotide messenger RNA. RefSeq names its product extracellular calcium-sensing receptor-like. The transcript has 5 exons. Gene Ontology annotation, molecular function: G protein-coupled receptor activity. The record is from RefSeq and is a predicted model, not a curated record. Lineage: Eukaryota; Metazoa; Chordata; Actinopteri; Toxotidae. The coding region runs from base 16 to 2274 and encodes 752 amino acids. Gene Ontology annotation, cellular component: membrane. Gene Ontology annotation, biological process: G protein-coupled receptor signaling pathway.